This is a messenger RNA of Amphibalanus amphitrite, 720 nucleotides long. It is a transcript of the gene Pburs, whose product is annotated as partner of bursicon-like. Gene Ontology annotation, cellular component: bursicon neuropeptide hormone complex; extracellular region. The record is from RefSeq and is a predicted model, not a curated record. Gene Ontology annotation, molecular function: G protein-coupled receptor binding; neuropeptide hormone activity. Lineage: Eukaryota; Metazoa; Arthropoda; Thecostraca; Balanomorpha; Balanidae. The coding region runs from base 197 to 592 and encodes 131 amino acids. The transcript is spliced from 3 exons. Gene Ontology annotation, biological process: G protein-coupled receptor signaling pathway.
UGGCGGCGGGCUGUCGGGAGCGGGGGGCGCCCGCCCGCCCGCGGCCGGCUGCAUUAGCGGCCGGCGGGCGGCGCGGCGCCCCGCCGGCCGGCCGGCGGCUACCUGAGCCGUCGCGCCGCGACCGCCAGUCGUCCACAGCCGGCCCGCGGCCACCUGAACCGGCGCUCCGAGCCCGCACCAGUCGUCCGCCCGCGCCAUGGCCCGCCUCCGCGCCGCCGGCCUGCUGCUAGCGCUGCUGACCGUCAGCGGCUGCCGCGCUGCCCGGCCGCAGUGUGAGACCAUCCCCUCGACCAUACACAUCACCAAAGAUGAGUUCAGCUCCUCUGGCCAGCUGGAGCGGACGUGCGAGGGCGACAUUCCUGUCAACAAGUGCGAAGGCACGUGCAGCUCCCAGGUGCAGCCGUCGGUCAUCUCGCCGUCCGGCUUCAAUAAGGAGUGCAGCUGCUGUAAGGAGACUGGUCUGCGCGUGCGCGAGAUCACGCUGACGCGCUGCUUCAACCCGGACGGUCAGCAAGUGGCCGGCGACCAGGGCCGGCUGACGGUCAAACUGCGCGAGCCCUCCGACUGCCGCUGCUCGCGCUGUGAAAACUAGCCGCCGUGGGCGGCGCUCACCAGUGGUGGACUCGAACAGGGGAUUCGCCGACAGGUGUCUGCUUCGGUGACUGGCGUAUCCGAUAUGUGUGGGCGAGGUGCUUCAUAAAUAAAAUGACUUGACAAAAA